AUGUCGUCGGAACAAGAACGAGACAGAGCAGCGCAAGAAAGCCGAAAGAGUAGCAGCGCCACACCUCGGCGCUCUGAAGCAAUGGAGAAAACACUGGAUCAGAUUCGAGGCACAGUGACUGAAGUUACUGAUGAAUCAUUCAAUAAAGCUUGGGAUCGGGUCUAUGGUAAUAAAGAGUACAGACCCUCAUGGGUUGGGAAGAUCGAUGAGGGAGGACGAGCACGUGGCUUGCCUCCUCCCAAGUCUCUCUACGUACCGGGGACGGGGAAACGCUCCAAACCUGCCGCUGCUUACUCAUCUGAGCCAACUGAUGAAGUCUCAGAGCCACUUAAGAAGAUCGUUGAGGAGACAGCUCCUAAACCGGAAACCAAACCAGUACCAGAUGAGGUAUUCAAAUCCAAGCAGUACGCUGGGAUUCCAGAGAAGUUUCGCGCCAAACACGUCCCAAGCCCGCUGAAAAUUGGCGGGAAAGUUGUUCCACAAGAACUAGAACUUGACACGUGGAAAGACGCCAUUGCGACAGAGGAAGUUACCAGCGAAGGGAAACCAGUAUUUAAUAAAGUUGUGAAGCAAACCAACGUUGCUGGAUGGAUGGAUCACAAUAAUUAUUGGGAGGCACAGACGACCAGUCUUACUGCUACCGUUCCAAAGACAAGACGACGGCAGAAAAACAACCCUCAACACAAAGUAGUCACCGCAAACUAUGACAUGGUAGGAAAGUACGAAAACAAAGUCAGACGUCAGGAUUUGAAGCUGGGUGCUCGGGAACUUCCCGCUGAGAAGGAGUUAAAGAGAUGGGGAGAUGAUUUGGAUAUUCCUGGCGAUUUAGGAAGCACGGAUCACAGUGUCUCUGGUGGGACCAAGAUGGAGACUAAGACCAGCUCACCAAGGAGGCAGAAGUGGAAUGCCGUACUUAAACAUUCUAACGUACCUGGGUUCUUCUCGCAUAAUAACUACUGGAAAUGA
Molecule: messenger RNA, 966 nt
Organism: Asterias rubens (European starfish)
Lineage: Eukaryota; Metazoa; Echinodermata; Asteroidea; Forcipulatida; Asteriidae
Exons: 1
Coding region: 1-966 (321 amino acids)
Source: RefSeq, a predicted model, not a curated record